AUGGAUUCUUCUCCUCAGAACUGGCUCCUCGGCUUCUCUCUUUCCAACCACUCUCAUCACCGUCACCCUUCCCAUGAUCUCUCCCUCUUCGAGGCCUUCGCCUCCUCCCCCUCUCACACUUCAGCUCAUCAACAACAAGAUCACUCAAACCCUGGCGGUGCAACUCCUCCUCCUCCAACCGACCUCUCAAUCUUCAGCUCCGGCGUUGGCGGCCCCAAGCUCGAGGACUUUCUCGGCGGCUCCACCGCCACACCGACCUCCCUCGCUCACUUCUCUGGUAAUACUGCUGCUGCUGAUCACCACCACAAUCACCAACAAACUGCUCCUCUUGCUUUGUCCGAAAACGAGAUUUACGACUCCGAACUCAAAACCAUAGCCGCUAGUUUCCUCCGCGGUUUCUCCACCCCCGCCACCGCCUCCGCCACCAGUGUCCAAACAACCAAACCCCAAAACCUGGUCCCUCUCGCCUCAUCCGAACUCACCCCAAAAAAAACAGCCGACACCUUCGGCCAACGCACCUCCAUUUACCGCGGGGUAACAAGGCACAGGUGGACAGGAAGAUAUGAAGCGCAUCUGUGGGAUAACAGUUGCAGAAGAGAAGGACAAAGUAGGAAAGGCAGACAAGUUUAUUUGGGUGGAUAUGAUAAAGAAGAAAAGGCAGCAAGAGCCUACGAUCUGGCAGCUCUCAAAUACUGGGGUCCGACUACAACCACAAACUUUCCGGUUUCUAACUAUGAGAAGGAAUUGAAUGAGAUGAAGAACAUGACUAGGCAGGAAUUUGUCGCUUCUCUUCGAAGGAAAAGUAGUGGAUUUUCUAGAGGAGCUUCUAUUUACAGGGGGGUCACAAGGCACCAUCAACAUGGUAGAUGGCAGGCAAGAAUAGGAAGGGUUGCAGGUAACAAAGACCUCUACCUUGGCACUUUCAGCACCCAAGAGGAAGCUGCCGAGGCCUAUGACAUUGCUGCCAUCAAGUUCAGAGGCCUAAAUGCCGUGACCAACUUUGACAUGACCCGCUACGACGUGAAGAGCAUUGCUAACAGCAACCUUCCCAUAGGAGGAAUGUCCGGAAAAUCAAAGAACUCGUCGGACUCCGAUAGCAAGAGCAUCGAAGGUAACCGUUCAGCGGACGAUCGAGAUCUCUCCUCUGCAUCCUCUGUCACCUUCGCAUCUCAGCAGCCUAGUUCCUCCACACUAAGCUUCGCAAUUCCCAUCAAACAAGACCCAUCAACAGACUACUGGUCCAACAUUUUUGGGUACCACCACAAUGCCAAGAACCCUAGCACUGUCUCAGUUGCACCAUCAUCCUUGUUCCAAUCUUGUACGACUAAUGUGCCCUAUGGCAACAAUUCCUCACAAAUACCCUUCAACAUGGACUUCUCAGUCUCAGCCACCUCUAGCACUUCUCCCUCUGAAACCAACAACGGGUACUUUGGUAAUUACAAUGCCCAUGGUCAACAACAACAACAACAAGACCAAAGUACAAGUGGUACAAAUUCAAUCCCAUUUGCUACACCCAUUGCUUUAAAUAGCAACAGCGGAUUUGAAACUUCUUCUGGUUAUGGAAGCUGGAUUGGGCCAAGUCUUCACACAUUUCAGACCCAUGCAAAGACCAAUCUCUUUCAGACACCAAUUUUUGGCAUGGAAUAA
Prunus armeniaca (apricot) is the source of this 1647-nucleotide messenger RNA. The record is from the annotation of a GenBank genome assembly. NCBI's taxonomy places the organism in Eukaryota, Viridiplantae, Streptophyta, Magnoliopsida, Rosales, Rosaceae.